AAAACAAAACAGUGUUCUGGGAACUGGAAGGGAUCAGAAUAUAACACCCCCAAAUAUGCCAUUUUGGCACAGGGAUUAUAUUAAUCGAAGGUAAUUGAGAAACAGAGGACUCAGCCUAAAAGCAGGGCAUAAUUUUUUUUUCUUCCUAUAAACGGAGAGGAAAACUGAAGACUGUUUUCUCUUGCAGUUCUGGCCAGCUCUCCACUUGGGGCUUUUGUUUGAUGUCAUGUUUGGCUGUGACAGCUCCAGAGCGAGGCUUGUGGAAUUUAGGGGCGGUGGGGAGAGCAGGGGGGCUGAGCCCGGCUUGGGGCUGGAGGCGAAGGGUGCUGAGGUCGAGCAGAACCAAGGGGUUGGGCCGGGCAUUAGGAAGCGCCUGCAGGACUUCACACUCGCGCCCCACUGCGGGUGCCUGUCUCACUCCAGGGGCGCGGCCUGCCACCUGCCAAUGGGCGUGGCCACAUUCUGGGGCGUGGCCAACCGGAUCUCAGAGCCCCGCUUGUUGGGGGCGGGGCUAACACGAAGGGGUGGGGCCGAGCCCCUCGGGGCGUGGCCUGUGGAAUGUCAGAACCCGGCCACUCGAGGCAGGCGCGGGUCUCCCGGCGCGGGUUCCUCCCACGCAGCCUCCCAUUCAAAAGAUGCCGAAGGGGCGGCGCGGCCGCCAGAGCCCCACGAUGAGCCAGCGGCCGGCCCCGCCCCUCUAUUUCCCGUCCCUCUACGACCGCGGGGUCUCCCCGUCCCCGCUGAGCGACUUCAAUAUCUGGAAGAAGCUCUUCGUGCCGCUGAAGGCGGGCGGGCCGGCGGGGGGCCGGUCCCUGCCGCAGGCGCCCCCGGCCCCGAUGCCCCUGCCGCCACCCCCGGGCCUGGGUCCCCCCAGCGAGCGGCCCUGCCCCGCGCCCUGGCCCUCUGGCCUGGCCUCCAUCCCCUAUGAGCCUCUGCGCUUCUUCUACUCGCCGCCGCCAGGGCCCGAGGUGGCUGCCUCGCCCCUGACCCCUGGCCCCACACCCUCCCGGCUCGUCUCCGCCUCCCACCCCGAGGAGUUGUGCGAACUGGAGAUCCGCAUUAAGGAGCUGGAGCUGCUCACCAUCACUGGGGAUGGCUUCGACUCCCAGCGCUAUAAGUUCUUGAAGGCGCUGAAAGAUGAGAAGUUACAAGGACUGAAGACCAGGCAGCCUGGAAGGAAGUCAGCCUCUUUCUCCUGAGGCGCCGCCCACCAGAGCCUGGGCAGCCACCUCCUUAGGUGUUAGUGCUUAGAUAAUGUGUCCUGUUCGUUGUCAUUUCAAAAAUUGUUAUUUUCUGUUCUGUAUUUACUGCUGUUCUUGUUGCUCCCAGCAUGUACUCCACAUACAGUGCCCACGUGGUAAAUCUCA
Myotis daubentonii (Daubenton's bat) is the source of this 1367-nucleotide messenger RNA. RefSeq names its product chromosome 9 C11orf91 homolog (gene C9H11orf91). Lineage: Eukaryota; Metazoa; Chordata; Mammalia; Chiroptera; Vespertilionidae. The record is from RefSeq and is a predicted model, not a curated record.